Messenger RNA from Penaeus monodon (black tiger shrimp), 1575 nucleotides. Its product is annotated as mucin-2-like. The transcript is spliced from 7 exons. NCBI's taxonomy places the organism in Eukaryota, Metazoa, Arthropoda, Malacostraca, Decapoda, Penaeidae. Bases 1 to 1575 code for a protein of 524 amino acids. The record is from RefSeq and is a predicted model, not a curated record.
AUGUAUCCCUGUAUUGCUCAGCAAUCUAUUGAUGCUGCCACAACAUCAUCACCUGCUGAAACUACAACUCAAAAAAUAGAACCACUCACUACACAACCAGGCACAACGCCGCCAGGAACAACGCUGCCAGGCACAACGCCGUCAAGCACAACACCGCCAGCCACAACGCCGCCAGCCACAACGCCGCCAGCCACAACGCAACCAGCUACAAUGCUGCCAGCCACAACGCAGCCAGGCACAACGCAGCCAACUACAAUGCCGCCAGGCACAACGCCGGCAGGCACAACGCAGGCAGGUACAACCCAGGCAGGCACAACGCCGCCAGGCACAACGCAGGCAGGCACAACGCAGGCAGGCACAACGCCGCCAGGCACAACGCCGCCAGCCACAACGCCGCUAGCCACAAUGCAGCCAGCCACAACGCAGCCAGCCACAACGCAGCCAGCCACAACGCAUCCACCUACUAUGCAAGUGCCCUCAACACAAGAGCCCCCAUCACAACCAGCUACAACACCACCUACAACAGUACAUUCCCUUGAAAGAACGACGUUCCCAGCAGCCAUAAUUGUAGACCUGUCAGAAAAUGUAACUACACAGUUUACAACCAUAACCUCUGUAAACACCACUACAGCCACCACAGCAGGAACGACAAGCACAACCAACCAGCCUGAAACAACUACAACAACAACCACAACGAGUUCAACACAGCUACCCACAAGCUCAACGACAUCCGCCGCUCCCACCACCAUGGGCUAUACCUACGCGCCGUCGGACAUAAGUAUCAUCAGCAUCACCGGAGUCAACGCAAGCACCGUGCUCCCGGGGACGUCGCUCGCCUUCGCCGUCACCGUUGCAGUGCAGCCACUCGCCUCCGUCGACGUGCAGUCAGCAUCUUUCAUAUACUGCUCUUCCGCAAGAUUUAUUUGCUGUCACUCUCUUACAUUUUUGGUUGAACCUUUUGGUCUUUUCCUACCUCAGUUUGGAAGCCUCUUUACCUCAAAGAACUUCCUUAAGAAUUCCUUAAGACUCAAAAAUUUCUUGGGAUAUUUUUUGGAAUAUUCUCGAGACGAUACUGAUCUGGAAGUUCUUGGAACAGCUCCUUCCACCACUGCCACCCACUUCGCCUUAUCAGCAUUUGACGUUGACUUCGGGACUCUGCACCAGACUGGGAACAGCGACUUUCAGUAUAGGGAAUCGGCGAGUCUGCCUGAAGUUUACGACGGGCUGUACUGUGACUUGGGAGAACUCACCAACCCGAGCUUAGGAAUGGCGUCUUUGACCGUGGAGUUCGUCGCUGCCUUAGUGGAUUACAGCGGGGCUGCCACGGGCCACACUGUUUCCCUUUAUAUUGGUGGAGAUUAUGGCAACCACACAUACACCUUCAGUGAGGUUUUCGAUUACACAGUCAACUAUACUAAGAUCCCUCCUGCCUACAGCGUGACCAUAACCUGCAACCCGCUUGACCUGGAGGUUGAGUACUUCACCCUCUGCACAGCAACACUUUCCACGCCCGAUCAGUUCGCCUCGACAGUCUCUGCCACAGUAAGCAGUUCGAUGAAGCAGUGUUCAGCUUGA